AUAUGCCAUUAUUAUGAAUGCCAUUAUACGCUAGAUCAUAACGGCGUAAACAACAAGGGACCACUUUAGAAUCUGUACAGUUGCUGCUCCAAAAAAGGUUUUAUAAAAAAAAGGAAGAAAGGCUCUUGAUUCGUACAUAAUGGAUAUACUUGAAUUAAAAGAUGUCAAAGCUGUGGCAGAUAUUAUUCACACAUAUUCUGAAAAAGUAAAAACUGAAUCAACACCCUUGGUAAUUGAUAAUGGAUCCUAUAAUUGUAGAGUGGGCUGGGCUACUGAAAAGGAACCUCAAUUGAUAUUUAAAAAUCUUAUAGCAAAGCCAAGAAAGGAGCGUGGCAAGAAAGAUGGAGAGUUGCAAGUUGGAAAUGAUAUUGCAAAUAUUGAAGCAGUACGAUUUCAAUUGAAAACACAAUUUGACAGAAAUGUUGUAACGCACUUUGAAGCACAAGAGCAGAUAUUUGAUUACACAUUUAUGCAUAUGGGUAUUGGUACAGAGGGAUCAGUGGAUCAUCCUAUAAUCUUAACAGAAGCAUUUCUCAAUCCUAAUUAUUCAAGGAAUUUAAUGGCAGAACUUCUCUUUGAAUGUUAUAAUAUACCUUCAAUAGCAUAUGGUGUAGAUUGUCUAUUCUCUUAUCAACAUAAUAAUUGUGCCUCAGAUGGCCUUAUUGUUAGCAUUGGAUAUCACACAACUCAUAUAAUACCAGUACUCGAUGGCAAAGUGGAUCCUGUCAAUGCCAGAAGAAUUAACGUUGGUGGAUACCAUAUAAUAUCCUACAUGCACAGAUUGCUUCAAUUAAAAUAUCCUGUUCAUGUAAAUGCCAUCACACCAAGUCGUGCCGAAGAAUUGAUUCACGAACAUUCCGUAAUCGCUUUGGAUUAUCAGGAUGAGAUUUCUAAAUGGGCUGACCCAGAUCAUUAUGAUAUGAAUGUUUUAAGGGUUCAGUUGCCUUAUGUUGCUCCAACUAGUACACCAGGAUUAUCUGUCGAGCAGCAAAAAGAGAGGAAACGCGAAUUGGCCCGUCGACUUAUGGAGAUUAAUGCUAGGAAACGAGAAGAAAGACUUGCAGAAGAUGAGGAGCAAUUGAAUCAACUGUUAGCUGUUCAGGAUCUCCUUGAGGAGGGUGAAACAGAGGAAUUUUACCAAGCGCUAAAAACUUACUCCCUUGCAAAUGAGGCGGAUCUGAUAAAAAUGAUAAAUAAUCUCCAAGCAAAAAUUGAGCGUACCAGACAAAAAAUAGUAGCUGCGAAUUCGCAGGAGGAAAAUAUCGUAAUCGAAGAUCAAAAACCAAAGAUCAAGUCAAGUCUACAACCCAAAGAUCAACAGGACUUUGAUGAAUGGAUCGCCGGUGUCCGUAAAAAGAGACAAGAGAUCUUGGACAAGCGUUUAGCCAAAAGGCAGCGCAGACAAGACAUGGCAAAGCGAAGAACAGCCGCUGCACAAGAAAGGAUGCGAAUAAUAAGUCAAUUAGCCAGAAAGGAGAAGCGUGAUGAUGAUUUCGGUAUGAGAGAUGAAGAUUGGGACGUGUACAAAGUGAUAAACCGAGAAGGAGGCGAUUCAGACUCAGAAUUAGAGCAAGAAAAACUGCUGGAAUUGGAAGAUGUCCUGCGUCAUCAUGAUCCUGAAUUCGACGGCGCGGGUUCAUCAGUUCCAUUGAUACCUGGUGAAACUCACCAACUCCACGUAGGACUAGAACGUUUAAGGGCUCCUGAGCUUUUAUUCCAACCAUCCAUGAUCGGUUCUGUGGAGGCAGGCAUAGCUGAGACAAUAGAAUACGUACUGAAACGUUACUCGAUAGAGCAGCAAAUGCGUCUAGUGGGAAACGUGUUCCUGACCGGUGGACCAGCAUCCUUUCCAGGUCUUCUGGAGAGAUUAACACGUGAGCUUCGUGAGAUUAGACCAUUUAUGUCCAGCUUCCAACUGAACAUAGCCAAGAAUACUAGUCUUGAUGCGUGGUACGGUGCCAGAGAUUUUGGACUGAAUGGUAACCUCUCAGAGUACCUGGUGACUAGAAAGGAAUACGAGGAGAAGGGUGGUGAGUACCUGAAGGAACAUACGUCGAGUAAUACUUUUGCAAAGUCUCCGGAUCCGCUUCCAAUGAUUCAAGUACCGGCGGCCUCAGAAAUAAUAGUGGAGGACGCAAUAGUAGACGUAGAAAUGGAAUAGAGAUACAAAACAAUUAUUGUAUUGUUAACUCUUUUCGCCCUUCUCGUUAGCACAAUAAAACAAACGAUCUUUUGUCCAUGGA
This is a messenger RNA of Cephus cinctus (wheat stem sawfly), 2243 nucleotides long. RefSeq names its product actin-related protein 5 (gene Arp5). Gene Ontology annotation, cellular component: cytoplasm; Ino80 complex. The record is from RefSeq and is a predicted model, not a curated record. Gene Ontology annotation, biological process: regulation of DNA-templated transcription. Bases 140 to 2161 code for a protein of 673 amino acids. Lineage: Eukaryota; Metazoa; Arthropoda; Insecta; Hymenoptera; Cephidae. The transcript has 7 exons.